This is a messenger RNA of Monopterus albus (swamp eel), 1776 nucleotides long. RefSeq names its product gastrula zinc finger protein XlCGF8.2DB-like. NCBI's taxonomy places the organism in Eukaryota, Metazoa, Chordata, Actinopteri, Synbranchiformes, Synbranchidae. The coding region runs from base 327 to 1457 and encodes 376 amino acids. The transcript is spliced from 2 exons. The record is from RefSeq and is a predicted model, not a curated record.
AUGAGGAAAGGGACCACAGUGAAGCAGAACCAACCAGUGACCAGCAGCUCCUCUCUCCCAGCUCUGCUAUAGCUGAGAGCCAGGAUCAGGAAGGAAGCCAGCAUGGAGACUCAGGAUCAGCCAGUCACAGUAGCAAUGUGGACAACUCUCCCCUGUCAGAGACUCAGUCUAAACCUCCCACAGGUAAAAAGUCUGUAAAGUGUGACACUUGUGGUAAAGCUUUUAAGUGGAAGUCUGAUUUGGAUAGACAUUUCAGAAUCCACACAGGUGAGAGGCCGUAUUGUUGUCAAACCUGUGGAAAAAGCUUCACACAACGUGCAAAUUUAAUGAACCAUAUGAGAACCCACACAGGUGAGAAGCCAUAUGUUUGCAGCACCUGUGGGGAAAGAUUUAAUCGGCCAUCAGUACUGAUUUAUCAUUUAGGAACCCACACAGAUCAGAAGCCGUAUUGUUGUGAGACCUGUGGACAAAGUUUCAGAUAUCACAGACACUUGUCAGCCCAUCUGAGAAUCCACAUGGUUGAGAAGUCCUAUUCUUGUAAAACAUGUGGGAAAAGCUUCACACAACGCCAUGCCUUUGUUGGCCAUAUGAGAAUCCACUCUGGCGAGAAGCCUUAUGUUUGCCACACCUGUGGAAAAAUAUUUAAGCAGUCAUCAUCACUGUAUUAUCAUUUAAGAACCCACACAGGUGAGAAGCCGCAUUCUUGUAAAAUAUGUGGAAAACGCUUCCACCAACCUAAUAACUUAGUGGUCCAUAUGAGAACCCACACAGGUGAGAAGCCUUAUUCUUGUAAAACAUGUGGAAAAAGCUUCUCACAAAGUAAUUCCCUUGUGGUCCAUAUGAGAACCCACACAGGUGAGAACCCAUAUGUUUGCAAAAUCUGUGGCAAAGGAUUUAAGCAGUCACCAGCACUGAACUGUCAUUUAAAAACUCACACAGGUGAGAAGCCACAUUCUUGUCAAACAUGUGGAAAAAGUUUCAUAUAUAGCACUUCCUUGUCUGCCCAUAUGAGGAUCCACACAGGUGAGAAGCCUUUUUCUUGUAAAACAUGUGGGAAAAGCUUCACACAUCGUAUCGCCCUUGGGGUCCAUAUGAGAAACCACACGGGUGAGAACCCGUUUGUUUGCAAAAUCUGUGGGAGAGGAUUUAAGCAGUCAACAGCACUGAAAUAUCAUUUAAGAACACACACAGGUGAGAAGCAGUUUUGUUGUGAAGCAUGUGGAAAAAGUUUCACACAGCGUAGUAACUUGGUGGCCCAUAUGAGAAUCCACACAGGUGAGAAGCCUUAUUCUUGUGAAACAUGUGGAAAAAGUUUCACAUAUAACAGUUACCUGUCAGCCCAUAUGAGAAGCCAUACAGGUGAGAAGCCGUAUGUUUGCAACACAUGUGGGAAGGGUUUCUGGCGGUCCUCACAACUAAAAGUUCAUUUAGGAACCCACACAGGUGAGAAGCCAUAGUACUGCAGCAGCUGUGGUAUAAGCUUCUCUAUGAAAUCAGAUGUGAAAAGACAUAAGAAUUCAUUUGUACAGUGGAGUCCAGGACCCGUUUUCAGUCAGGAUUCUAUGUUUGGAAAGUGCUGAUCCACACAUGUUUAUGAGUAUGAGCAACACCAGCAAAGGUUUACUAUGGACCAACACCGCCCUCAUCUGGUUAAAGCAUGUUAGGUCUCUCACACAAAACAUGUGUUACCCAAAUGAUCUGUAAAGUUUUCAGUUCCCAAAUGUUUUGGAGUUAUACUGUGUGUUAUUUGACUGUUUGAUUUAAACUGACAUAAUA